AUGUCGACAACGGUGGACAAGAUCAAGGAGAUCGAGGCCGAAAUGGCCAAGACCCAGAAGAACAAGGCGACGUCCUUUCACCUGGGCCAGCUGAAGGCCAAACUGGCCAAGCUUAAGCGGGAGCUGCUCACGCCAUCGUCCGGUGGUGGCGGCGCCGGCGCGGGCUUCGAUGUGGCCAGGACGGGUGUUGCCAGUGUUGGAUUCAUCGGCUUCCCUUCAGUAGGAAAGAGUACCUUGAUGAGCCGGCUCACAGGACAGCAUUCCGAGGCUGCAGCGUACGAGUUUACGACACUGACCUCGGUGCCUGGCCAAGUCGUCUACAAUGGUGCUCCUCUACAGAUCAUUGAUUUACCAGGUAUCAUCGAGGGUGCCAAGGACGGUCGUGGCCGUGGUCGUCAAGUUAUCGCGGUCGCGAAGACCGUGUCAUUGAGACGGAACUCGAGGGCUUCCGGCAUCCGCAUCAACAAGUCUCCUCCCAACAUUACAUUCAAGAAGAAGGAGAAGGGCGGCCUCAACAUCACAAACACAGUGCCUCUGAACAACAUCAGCCACGAAGAGAUCAAGGCUGUCAUGAACGAGUACAAGAUCAACUCUGCGGAUAUCUCUAUUCGAUGCGACGCCACCAUCGACGAUGUCAUUGAUAUUCUAGAAGCCAAGAGCCGGAGUUACAUCCCCGUUGUCUACGUCCUCAACAAGAUCGAUGCCAUCAGUAUCGAGGAGCUCGACCUUCUGUACCGUAUCCCUAACGCUGUCCCGAUCAGCUCAGAGCACGGGUGGAAUGUCGACGAACUGAUGGAAGCGAUGUGGGACAAACUGAACCUCGUGCGCGUUUACACGAAGCCAAAAGGAAGGAUGCCGGAUUACAGCCAGCCCGUUGUGCUUCGGUCGAACAGGUGCACUGUCGAGGAUUUCUGCAACGCCAUUCACCGAAGCAUCGUUGAGCAGUUCAAAAACGCUAUUGUGUAUGGCAAAUCUUGCAAGCACCAACCUCAGCGUGUUGGUCUGUCCCACGAGCUAGCUGAUGAGGACAUUGUGACGAUUGUUAAGCGUUGAGACACUUCGCAAAAUGCCAUGGAAGACAGUGGUGAUAGUACGACCCGGAAUUCACCACCUCAGAAAGCAGAGGAUCGCCAGCUUUUCCAAGCUGAAGCACAGAGCUACUUCCAUGUUGAGGACUGCCUGAGCAUAGACUACAGGCUCCGGUGGCUGUUCGUGUUGAAGGGGCAAGGGGGGGUCUCGAGGCGCAGCGGUAAUGUCCAGGCAGGAACCACACCAGUCUGUCCGCGCCGCCUUUGAGCUUAUGGGGGACGGCUGACAAGAGGACAGCGCCAAGACAACUCUCGCGAUCGAGACGGACUGGCGCACGGAUGGUGUUGUGUCCGUCAAGCAGACGAAGCAGCUUCGAUGACGCGAAAGAGCACGAUCGAUCAGUAGAUGUCGUUUACCCCAGAGAUGACGUGAGAAUAACUGGGGGGGGAAUUGAACAAACAAGCGGAUUCGCCAUGUCUCC
Verticillium alfalfae VaMs.102 is the source of this 1510-nucleotide messenger RNA. RefSeq names its product GTP-binding protein RBG1. The transcript has 8 exons. Gene Ontology annotation, cellular component: cytoplasm. Gene Ontology annotation, biological process: cytoplasmic translation. The coding region runs from base 1 to 1053 and encodes 350 amino acids. Lineage: Eukaryota; Fungi; Ascomycota; Sordariomycetes; Glomerellales; Plectosphaerellaceae. Gene Ontology annotation, molecular function: GTPase activity; GTP binding. The record is from RefSeq and is a predicted model, not a curated record.